Molecule: messenger RNA, 408 nt
Organism: Cladocopium goreaui
Lineage: Eukaryota; Dinophyceae; Suessiales; Symbiodiniaceae
Source: the annotation of a GenBank genome assembly
GGCACUUGCAGUGGCCAACAUGAAGCGUGACACCCAGAACCAGGCAGUGGCAUGGUGCGAGAGCAAAGGUUUCAACUCCCUGCAGGAAGUCAUUGAGGCCUUUGACGAAUUUGCCACUGGCUUGGGGUUAAAGCCCUUGGAGAAGAGACGACUUGAGAAGGCGGUGAACGGAGCCAUUGAAAGAUAUGGCGGUGGCGCUCCGAAGGACAAAGAUCCAGCCAAGGAGGCUUCCAUCGCACGAGCAGACUCUACGCAGGCCCCGCAGGAAGCGGUAGCAGCCACUGCGGAGAAGAAAGAUGAACCUGCAGGCACGAACAAUGUGCCAAGCAAAGAUGCACCGGAGACGGCGAAGGAGGCUCCGAGCGAAGCCCCCAAGGAAGAAGCACCGAAAGAGGCAGUGGUGGAGGA